AUGACAGUAAUUGUGACAUCACCAGACAACAAAAAGACUCGCGCUCGCGGAGCGAAGCGCUCCAAUCAAUGGCACAGACGCGACGCGUGCUGCACGCAGAGAUGAGUCUCCAAGCAGCCUCCAAAAACUUCUGCUGAUCAGAAUUUUUUAGGCGAAAAAUUACAGAUCCAGGACUUUACGAACUCGCGCUGUCACUCUUGGAAUUGCUGCUUUCUUUGACCUAAGCGUUUGCGCACUUCAUUACAGUUAACUGCAGUCUAGUUUGAAGCGUUGCUCAAGUAUGAACAAGAAGAGGCGACCUGAGUUGCGGCGAGUCUCUGUCGUGGGAUAAAAAAAUAGUCGCCUGUGGAUUAAAACACGAAUUCAUGAGGAAUUUAAGAGACGACGGGAACGCAGACCGGCCACAGCGCUUCCUCCUUCGGAACUGACUGAUCAUGGUCGCCGUGGUCCGCGCUCUCACGGUGCUGUUGCUCGGUCAGGUGUUUCUGGGAGGUGCCGCUGGACUCAUUCCCGAGAUCGACCGACGGAAAUACAGUGAUUCGGGGAGACACAUGCCGGAGCGAUCCGAUAUUAACUUCCUGAAAGAGUUCGAGCUACGGCUGCUCAACAUGUUCGGACUGAAGCGAAGACCCACGCCGAGCAAAUCGGCGGUGGUCCCUCAGUACAUGCUGGACUUGUAUUAUAUGCACUCUGAAAACGAUGACCCGAACAUCCGGCGCCCGAGGAGCACUACGGGAAAGCAUGUGGAACGGGAGGCCAGCAGAGCGAAUACAAUACGAAGCUUUCAUCACGAAGAGGCUUUGGAGGCACUGUCCAGCCUGAAAGGAAAAACAACGCAGCAGUUUUUCUUCAACCUUACCUCCGUUCCCGCCGAGGAGCUGAUCACGGCCGCGGAGCUGCGCAUUUUCAGGGACCAGGUUCUCGGUGGCGCCGGUGCGAGUGGUUUCCACCGAAUUAACAUUUACGAGGUGUUCAGGCCAGCACUGGCCCCUUCCAAAGAGCCUCUUACCAGACUUCUCGACACCCGUCUGGUGCAGGACUCUCACACACGCUGGGAGAGCUUUGACGUGGGUUCGGCCGUGGCUCGCUGGGCCCGCGAAUCCCAGCACAACCAUGGGCUCCUGGUGGAAGUGCUCCAUCCCGAGGAGUCGGAAGGAUCCGCGGAGGUCGAGAGGAACCAGAGGAGGCACGUGAGGGUCAGUCGCUCCCUUCACGUGGACGAGAACUCAUGGGCGCAGGCCCGACCCCUGCUGGUGACCUACAGCCACGACGGUCAGGGCUCCGCCGUACUGCAUUCGAACCGAGAGAAACGGCAGGUGCGGCAAAGGCAGAAGCAGCGCAGGAAGCAGCAGCAGCGUACAAACUGCAGGCGGCACGCUCUCUACGUGGACUUCAGCGACGUGGGCUGGAACGAGUGGAUUGUGGCGCCACCCGGCUACCACGCUUUCUACUGUCACGGCGAGUGUCCCUUCCCGCUGUCGGACCACCUGAACUCCACCAAUCACGCCAUCGUCCAGACGCUGGUGAACUCGGUCAAUACCAAUAUUCCCAGAGCGUGCUGCGUCCCGACGGAGCUCAGUCCCAUAUCGCUGCUGUACCUGGACGAGUACGAGAAAGUCAUUCUUAAAAACUACCAGGACAUGGUGGUGGAGGGCUGCGGGUGCCGAUGAGAGCUACAUCUCCCCAAUGAAGACUUUUAUUUAUACAAAAGAACAUUCAAAGAGCUAUUUUGGAGGAAGAAAAGAAAUAUAUAUGAAUAUAUUUAUGUUGACUGAAAAAAAUGGGAAAAUAAAUAUUUUAAUGAGAGUGCUUGCUUUUUCCAGUGGCUUUGGAGAUGUUUUUUUCCCUGUCCCAUGUACAUUUCAAAAUGAGUGCUAUUGCACAUGAAGUAUAAUGCUCAGAUUUUUAUGAUGUAUUUAUUGCAUAACCACUUUAUUUGUAAAUGAUGUGUAUUUAUCAUGAAAAAAUAUAUGAUCUUCAUUCAGUGUGCAUCUGGGAAUACAUUCUUUGAAACCAAAAAAUAAACCAUGGAUGAUGAAGUUCUCUUUAAAAGUCAUGAUGUAACAAACACGCUGUUGCAUAGACCCUGUGGUUACUUAUGCAAUACUGGAUUUUGUGCAGACAGGUCUAAACGGUGAUAGUCUGAUUGAAUAAUGGCCUGUUCACAACAAAUACUAUAACUAUAAAGUUUUAAUAAUCAUUCUAGUUCUAUUUAGAAUAGGGA
Sinocyclocheilus anshuiensis is the source of this 2224-nucleotide messenger RNA. Its product is annotated as bone morphogenetic protein 2-like. Gene Ontology annotation, cellular component: extracellular region. Gene Ontology annotation, molecular function: growth factor activity; cytokine activity. The record is from RefSeq and is a predicted model, not a curated record. NCBI's taxonomy places the organism in Eukaryota, Metazoa, Chordata, Actinopteri, Cypriniformes, Cyprinidae. The transcript is spliced from 3 exons. The coding region runs from base 435 to 1670 and encodes 411 amino acids.